Molecule: messenger RNA, 1074 nt
Organism: Neopelma chrysocephalum (saffron-crested tyrant-manakin)
Lineage: Eukaryota; Metazoa; Chordata; Aves; Passeriformes; Pipridae
Product: serine/threonine-protein phosphatase 1 regulatory subunit 10-like
Exons: 10
Cellular component (GO): nucleus
Source: RefSeq, a predicted model, not a curated record
CCCACCCUCUCUGUGGGUCCCAGGGGGGGUCUCACCCCUCUCUUCCCCCCCCAGGCUGUUCCUGCCAUGGGCUCCGGCCCCAUCGACCCCAAGGAGCUCCUGAAGGGCCUCGACUGUUUCCUGGGCCGGGAUGGAGAGGUCAAGACCAUGGAUGGCAUCUCCAAAAUCUUCAGCCUGAUGAAGGACUCGCAGAAGAUGGUGAGUCGCUGCAUCUACCUGAACAUCCUGCUGCAGACCCGCGCCCAGGACAUCCUCAACAAGUUCAUCAGGAUCGGGGGCUACAAGCUGCUCAACACGUGGCUCACGGGCUCCAAGGCCUCCAACAACGUCCCGUUCCUGCAGCAGAUCCUGCUCACGCUGCAGCACCUCCCGCUCACCGUCGACCACCUCAAGCAGAACAACACGGCCAAGCUGGUGAAGCAGCUCAGCAAGUCCAGUGAUGAUGAGGAGCUGCGGCGCCUGGCCUCCAUCCUGGUCAGCGACUGGAUGGGCGUCAUCCGCUCCCAGAGCAGCUCCCAACCCACAGAACGGGACAAAAAGAAGCGGAAAGAGGAAACCAAGAGCAAAACCCCCGUCCAGGAGAAGCCCCAGGAGGCCAAGAACGAGGCCAAGAACGAGGAGGCGCCGGAGAAAAAGCGGGAAAAGCCCAAAUCCCUUCGGACCACGGCCCCCAGCCACGCCAAGUUCCGCUCCACGGGGCUGGAGCUGGAGACGCCGUCACUGGCGCCGGUGAAGAAACUCAACUCGGGCGUCUCCGACAAGUACAACCUGAAACCCGUCCCCGUCAAGAGGCAGAAUGCCCCGUCAGGCCCCGGGGAGGCCCCUCUGGCAGAGAAGAAAUACAAACCCCUGAACACGGCGCCCAACGCGGCCAAGGAGAUCAAAGUGAAGAUCAUCCCCCCCCAGCCCAUGGAAGGUCUGGGGUUCCUGGACGCCCUGAACUCGGCGCCCGUCCCGGGCAUCAAGAUCAAGAAGAAGAAGAAGGUUCUGUCCCCAACAGCAGCCAAGCCCAGCCCCUUCGAGGGGAAGCCGCCCCCCGAGCCCAGCACGGCCAAACCCUCGUCCCCGGAGCCG